Messenger RNA from Paramecium octaurelia, 253 nucleotides. The record is from the annotation of a GenBank genome assembly. NCBI's taxonomy places the organism in Eukaryota, Ciliophora, Oligohymenophorea, Peniculida, Parameciidae.
AUGAGCCUUUAAUUAGAAAAGCAUAUAAAACAAGAAAUGAAAAAGAAGUAUAAAUAUUAAUUUAUUGAUAAUUUAGCUGUUUUUAAAAGGUUUGUCCAAUUGAGAUAUCAUAGUUACCAGUGACAAGUGUUUACCAUCACUAGAAUAAGCAAUUGAUGUAACAAUUCCAAUUUGACCAUCUAGUUUUUACAAUAGGCUUCCAGCUCUAAAAAAUUAGUUGUAGAUUUAGAUGACUUAAAUUGGAUUAGUAUGA